AUGGAGACCCAUUGUACAGAAGAAAAUACAGAUCUGGAUCACAUAUUAUUGACCUGCCCAAAGUUUAACUUACAACGUAUACUGGCCAGUGGUAUUGACGUUUCGAAUCAUCCGACGCCAUGCCAUAUUGUACUGCACUGGCCAGUAUACUGGUUUAAAUUACGGAAUACACCCUUGAUCACGGCUGGCUGGAUUCGCUCAGAAAAGUUAAAAAUACAUAAAGUAAUAACUGGCAAAAGAUCAGGAUUUUGUGAAUAUUCUGUGCAGCUCAACAUAUUAUACCUUAACCUUUCCUUUCUGUUUUUCCCUAUUCUUUCCCCAAAUCCUAGUAAAUUAAAUCCAAGACCAUUGACCAUGUCUGCAAAUCAAGAAGAAGUGUUACCAGAGGGAUGGGAAGUUCGCAAAAGUAGGAGUACAGGUAUGACCUACUACUUAAACAAGCAUACCAAAAAGUCUCAGUGGGACAAACCAGAAGGACCUGCACCGCUUGUGGAUGAGGACGAAGACGAUGCUAGUUCUCCAAAGCAGGUGCAAUGCAGUCACAUUCUGGUGAAGCAUGCUGGUAGCAGGCGGCCAUCUUCAUGGCGUGAAGAUAAAAUAACACGGAGCAAAGAUGAAGCACUGGAGAUUCUCAAAGAGUAUCGUGAAAAAAUUGUCAACCAAAAAGCCACUUUUGAAGAAUUAGCUAGUGCCAACUCUGACUGUUCAUCUGCAAAGCGUGAUGGCGAUCUAGGUUUCUUUAAGAGAGGUCAAAUGCAAAAACCUUUUGAAGAUGUAGCUUUCGAUUUGAAGGUAGGCCAGCUUAGCCAACCCGUGGACACUCAAUCAGGUGUUCAUAUCAUACUACGAACUGCUUAA
This is a messenger RNA of Chilo suppressalis (striped riceborer), 858 nucleotides long. NCBI's taxonomy places the organism in Eukaryota, Metazoa, Arthropoda, Insecta, Lepidoptera, Crambidae. The record is from the annotation of a GenBank genome assembly.